GUGACUUUGAAGUUUGAAUCGUAAGCUGAGAUUAGAUUUAAUUUAAAUCACUAAUUUAAUGAUUUUUGGCGCGAAAUUCGACUUAAAGUAAUCUUAGGUAAAGGAUUUUCUUUAUCCUGUCUAUAUUAGAAAGUAUAUUUUACAUUUAAUAAGGCAAAAUUUAUCGACUUUUGUGCUUUCAUUCGGAAAGCCGCAUGUUUUUCCCAUUUGCGUAAUAAAGCAGAGUUCAUUACAAAAUUUCAAUUCUCUUACAACCAGAUAAAUGAAAAACUAUACUUUCUGAAAGUUUAAAUGUUUAAGAUAUAAAAUGUAAUGGUUAUUUUUUCAAUAAAAAAAGAACUCUGGAAUAUUCUUAAAGCAGUCCAUGAAAAGUACUCAGCAGACUUUCGCCAUGUCAGAUUGGUUUAAAGACUAUAUUUUUUUAUUUUUACUUCUUUACCUUCAUUGAGCUGACUUACCUAAGUCACUUCACUCUGUACGCGGCAAUCACAAUGAGUCUAUCUGAAAGUUGACCGUGCAGUAUUUUCUUUAAAUAAACGUAAACAAGUUCUAGUUUCGGACAGAUCUUUCUAGUUUUUUUCGAAACAAAACAGUCCUAUCAGUGCGAUAAGUGUAUAUACAAGUGCUUUGAAGACUUGGAAAAUUAAUAAGGUAAAAAGGUUAAAAUAAAAAACAAGUCUAAAACUUGAAAAAAUCUCUAUUAUUUACUAAUCAAAUUUUAGUAUAUUAUAUAUUUUAUAUUUUCUCCUUAUUAAUUAUUUCAUAGAAUAUGUCUACACCAAUGAGCAGAUGCAGGGGUCGUGGCUACUCUGAUGUUGUAUCAACCGCCACAAUUGCCUAUGACAAGGUUCCCUUUGAGAAAGCACCCACUAUAACCACCUCUGUUGAUUUGAAUGCACCAACUAUUUCAAAAAAUAAUUUACCCAAAAUCAAGCUUGUACAAUCAGUAGUUGAUGAUUAUGAAGAAAACCGUAAGCAUCCCGUCGCUACGGUUUAUGAGCUCUAUGCUAAGAAUCGUUUACGCGACGAAGUCGAAUUUGUUGAAUGCCAUCCCGGAAGUGGCUCAUCUCUUUACAAGUGCUGGUAUCAGUGCAUUAUUUCGGGGGUGAAAUUUUUACCAGCCAGUGGCAAUAGUCAAAAGGAAGCUAAAGAACGAGCCGGUCGAGUUGUAUUAGAUCAUCUCCUUGGUAAACAAUAUGGACUGGUCAAUGAAGACAGCAACGAACCAAAAGAACAAACAGUAUCCCAUACAGAUUUAGUGAAAGUAUCCUUGGAAAAGCUAGAGGAUCUCGCUAACAAGAAUGCCGCAUUUGCAGCAGAAAUACUUCGACAGGACUGCGCUGUCUUUGUCAGGAGUCGCCGGAAUAACAAUUUAUACGAUUUAGAGGUUGUCUCAGUUGGAUGUGGUUCAGUUAAUAAAAUGUCCACAUUUUGUGAAGGAGCUUGUAUUCGUGAUUGCAAGGCACUCUCCUUGGCUAGAAGAGGUCUCAUUCGCUAUUUUCAAAAUGAAAUAAGGUGGUAUUGCCAUAAUACCAGCGACAGUGUAUUAGAAUUAGUGGAAAAUGAGCAACCAAUUUUUCAAGUUGAAGAAAAGUAUAGAUUUCAUCUUGUUCUAUUUCAACCUCCCGAAAUAGAAAACUAUCAACAAUACGAGGAGAUGCUACACAGCGAAAAAAGUGAAGACUUAAAAUUUGACUCUUAUGAUCAUCCUACAGAUAAUGAUUUAUUCUCAAAAAAUAUACGAUUCACUCAUAAUAUUUAUGAAAAUGAAAAGCUUGAUCAUUCUGCUAAUAAGCUUUUCAAAUGGAACCACGUUGGUCUGUUAGGAUCAAAAUUAAGCGGCACAAUAAAACCUGUGUUUUUGGAUAGCAUAACUGCUCAAACGUCGCCACAGCUUAUGGCCUACGUGGCAUGCUGUCGUUCUAAAAUUCCUGUUCAUCAUCCACGAAUUGGAGAAGAUGACUUGAUUUACACAUUUGUGCGUUAUCCAAAGCAGCUAAAAACUAGUAUUUCUUGGUCAGUGGGUUUCAAAAUUUCUGACGAAGUUGAAGCUGUUGCAUCUGAGAAUGGUCAAAACUACUGUUAUCGGAACGAAGUCAGCUACUUGUCAAAUUUUGCUUUUCAAAGAAGACAAGAAAAAAUGAUUGAGAACGCUAAGGAACAUAAUCUACCUGAUGUUUAUCACCUAUUGAUUCAUCCCAACAAGAUUCAAAAGAGGGAAUAUGAAGCCUCAGUAAACAGAUAUAAAAAAGCUGUUUCCUUAUUGUAA
This is a messenger RNA of Dimorphilus gyrociliatus, 2269 nucleotides long. Lineage: Eukaryota; Metazoa; Annelida; Polychaeta; Dinophilidae. The record is from the annotation of a GenBank genome assembly.